Molecule: messenger RNA, 1647 nt
Organism: Menidia menidia (Atlantic silverside)
Lineage: Eukaryota; Metazoa; Chordata; Actinopteri; Atheriniformes; Atherinopsidae
Source: the annotation of a GenBank genome assembly
AUGAAACCAGAACCCCAGAGGGUGAGCCUAUGUUUGGGGGCGCAAUAUGGCUUCAAUGACGAUCCAGGCCUGCCUCCGGGACCCUACCUGGACUGGAUGGCAUCCAUACCUGAUGACACGCCCCUGUCGGCCAUCGCCAUCCCGGGGACACAUGAAAGUCUGACUCUACAUGGGGGACCGCUCGCCGUCUGUCAAGUCUGGUCCCUGGAGAAGCAGCUCAAAGUUGGGGUCCGAUAUUUGGACUUGCAUGCCGGGAUCUGGCUUCCCACCCAGACAGAAAUCCAGAUCCGAGAUGGGCACUGGAUGUUCUCGCAGGGCACAAAUUUGGCCGAAGUCCUGCGGAAGGUGUCCGGCUUCCUACAGAACCACAGAACCGAGGCCGUGCUCCUCAAAGUGACCGCGCACGGGUUCUACAAGGCCCGGGUGGAGCGGCUGGUCCUGGGCCUUCUCCUAAAGUACGGAGACCGAGUUUGGACCGGCCAGAAGGUCCCCACCCUGAAGGAGGCCCGGGGCCGGAUGGUGCUCCUGAGGAGCGACACGGUCCGGUCCGGAACACAGAACCACCGGUCCUCCUUCUUUGACUCUGGCAAGCUGAAACACGUCGAGAGGGAAAGGAAGCGGGUCAAGCUGUGGCUCUGCGAGCGCCAGGCCGUGGUCACCGAGGUAACGGCGGGCGCCCUGAGGAGUGUCAAGGCGGCGGCCCGGGCAGUCAACCGGCAGCUGGCGGAUAUCCUGCAGGGCAACCGGGGCCACCCGGAGGAAGGCUGCCUGGGGGUGCUCAGCCUGGACUUCCCCAGUGCCCAGCUCAUCACAGCCAUCGCCCAGCUCAGACCAUGUGACUGCGCCCGGCCAAUAGGAGGAGAGAAGGGGGAGGAGCCUAACCAGCACCUGAUCCACAACCUGAACCACAACCUGAGCCGGAACCUGAGCCAGAGCCAGAACCAGAACCACAACCUGAACCUGAGCCUGAGCCAGAACCAGAACCAGAACCAGAACCAGAACCAGAACCAGAACCCGAACCAGAACCAGAACCCGAACCCGAACCACAACCUGAACCAGAACCAGAACCCGAACCAGCACCUGAUCCACAGCCUGAGCCAGAGCCAGAACCAGAACCAGCACCACAACCUGAACCAGAACCAGAACCAGAACCUGAUCCACAACCUGAGCCGGAACCUGAGCCAGAACCUGAACCACAACCUGAGCCGGAACCUGAGCCGGAACCUGAGCCAGAGCCUGAACCACAACCAGAACCACAACCUGAACCAGAACCAGAACCCGAACCACAACCUGAACCAGAACCUGAGCCAGAACCAGCACCUGAUCCACAACCUGAGCCGGAACCUGAGCCAGAACCUGAACCACAACCUGAGCCGGAACCUCUUGGCGCUCUGCUUCCUGCUGGGCGUCGGCGCCGGGCUGCUGGUGGCGCUCGGCCUCCUGGUGCUCAGCAUCACCUGCCGGCCCAAACGCCGGGCGCCGCCCCCCCCAGAACGGCGGCGGCUGAAGGAGUCCAGUGAGGAGGAGGAGGAUGAGGAGGAAGAGGAGGAGGAGGGAGGGGAGGAUGAGGAGCUGCAGAGGCGUCUGGAGGAGAGGGAGCGCAUCGUCAGGGAGAUCUGGAAGAGCGGGCAGCCGGCGUCCGGCUGA